Messenger RNA from Bactrocera neohumeralis, 5480 nucleotides. RefSeq lists its product as uncharacterized. Gene Ontology annotation, biological process: intracellular sterol transport. The record is from RefSeq and is a predicted model, not a curated record. The transcript has 8 exons. Gene Ontology annotation, cellular component: endoplasmic reticulum membrane; endoplasmic reticulum-plasma membrane contact site; plasma membrane. Gene Ontology annotation, molecular function: sterol binding; sterol transfer activity. NCBI's taxonomy places the organism in Eukaryota, Metazoa, Arthropoda, Insecta, Diptera, Tephritidae. The coding region runs from base 275 to 2920 and encodes 881 amino acids.
AAAACAGCGUUGCUUGCCUAAGAAUUGGUGCGACUGAUCGAUCGACCGCGUCGUCGGCGCGUGUUUAUCAUGUUUAAUUAGCUCAGACGCCCCUAAUAAAACAAGUUAAAACCAAAGUUCGAUAAAAAUUCAAAUAUACAGUGAGAUUGUAAAUAAAUAAACUCAUAAACCACAGUUUGGCAGCUAAUGGUACGACAGUUUUAUUUGCCAAACAGCAAAGUUGAAUUGUUUCAUAACCACAGAAACGUCUAAUAUCAAAAACUGCAAACUAAACAUGUCCAACGCUUUACAAAACCCCGUUGACAUUGUGUCGCUGGCGCGCAAUAGUUCGGACUCGCAUAUCGAGCGUUUAAACGCGCAGAAAAAUGAGUCCAAACUGUUUCUCAUCAAGUCGUACAGCUUCAUCGAUAAAUCACUAAAAAGUCAUGCGUUGCCGCAGAAGUCUAAGCAACGCGCAGAAAAUUUUACUAGUUUCCGCCAUAUAGACGCGCUGCUACUCCACGCUGCGACCGCAAAACCGCCAGCAAGUGCCAAAAAUGAACAAAAUAAAACAAAUGCGAAAGCGAAAGCGCAAAAAUGCAAAGCGCAUAAGACCGAUUCAGACGAGGACGAGGAUUUACGUGCCUUGCUGCGACAUCCCUCCGUCAUUAUGGAGGGUGUGGAGAGUGAAAUGCAUGUGCGUCCGAAAUCGAUGCCAAGUGCGGCAAUGACGAACACGCGGCCGCCACCAGACCCGGCGGCGUCACCGCCGCCUACAGGGAAAUCGAACAAAUCCAAACAAAAUGACUUCAAACGCGAGUCAUUCUUGCGUCACAGUCUGCAAUCGAUACGCCGCAGCUUCAGCUCGCAUAAGAAGUUUGCCGGUUUCGGGCAUAAUGCCACAAAUGCCAACGCAACUAACAAAGCAGCGCGUGCGGAGGCAACUAAAACUUGCUCAUCCUCAUCUUCAUCAUCAUCAUCAUCAACGACAUCAACCACCUCCUCCACCACCUCGACAGCGUCGGCGGCCUCCAGACAUUCGGGCAGCAACGGUAUAGCGUGUAGUAAAAGUGAAAAAGUUGGCAUUAUUAUUAAGCUGAAUGACAAUACCGCCUGUUGGGCGGACGGAACAGGCGAAAUUGGCUGCUGUGAUAUCGGGAGUGUUGGUAGUCAACGCAAGUUAAGGGCGCGGGGGAAGGAAUUGUGUGCAAGCGUCAGUACGUUUGCUACAACUCCCAACGAUUCUACUUCCAUGGCACCAUUGCAAAGGCACGCUGAAACGCAGAGUGUCACAAUAUUAAACUUGCAGGACAAAGAAACCUCGCCGAACAGCAGCAAUUCGAGCAGCUCAAGCAGAACACAGCUGACGCAGAAGCAAAAGCAACAACAACAUAAACGGCAGAGCUCCAAUCAAAGCGAUAAUUACAACACAGCCUAUUCGACAACGUCGGACAGUUCAACGCAGAAUCUGAACAAUUAUCGUGUCGACGUCAGGUCUUUGAACACCAUAGCGCCGAUCGGUUCCACUGCCAGCACACGCAGCCUCAGCCCAACGUCCCGUAAGAGUGCCACCAACACCACGGCGAAGCAUGAGCAAUCGACAGCGGCAGCAACAGCUGCUGCCGCCGCUACAACAGCGGUGCCUGCCGAGAAGGAGAAGAAGCGCAAAGAGGUCUCCAGUUCGCGUGUGAAGAAAUUCCAUCGACACUUUACGCAGGUCUCCAAAGAUGAGAAGCUCAUCAAUUAUUUUUCUUGUGCACUUGUUAGUGACAUACUGCUGCAAGGACAUCUUUAUAUAACAGAUCAGCAUUUUGCAUUCUAUUCAAAUGUGUUUGGUUAUGUUACCAAGGUUGUCAUACCCACGUCGUCCGUCACGAAGAUCUCCAAGGAGAAGUUGGCGAAAAUUAUACCGAACGCCGUGGGUGUUGCCACCGCCGAUGAGCGGCAUGUCUUCGGUAGUUUUAUGAGCCGCGAGGCAGCCUUCCGUCUAAUGUGCAGCGUUUGCCCGCCAUUAGCACCUAUUGAAAAUCUUCCAAAAGCACCCGCAGACAUUGAAAUUUCCGAAGAAUACUCAAUUGAGGAUGACAGCAGUUGUUCGAUUAGCGGCAAUGAGAGUCCACCGCAAGCUCUAGUUGCAGCAGUCAUCGCCAACGCUGGCGAAAUCGAUGAAAUUGGCCAAACGCUGAUACAACGCAAUGUAGCUGGCUCCAGUGUGAGCAUUGCCGAUGGCACUGCAGCAGCAAAUGAAAACCAUCGACAUUCCGAUAUUCCAACAGAUGCCAAACAAGCCGGCGCUUUCUCCAACACAAAUAUGCGCGCAUCAGCGCCACCCUCGGCACGCUACAACUCCAACCACGGCAAAACUGCCAGCGGCGCAGACGGUACACCGAUUGCAAAUGCUAGCAGUAGUGACGGCAUGCCGACCGCCGGUAUUGCGCUAAUUGUGACCGGCACCAAUACGUCGGGCUCAUCGUCGCCCACACCGUCAACAUCUUCUUCGCUGCCAAUCACAGUGAUGGGCAGCACACCUAAGUCAGCAGCGCAUGCGGCUGUGUCGAGCUUCAAGACGCUGACACAGAAGGCGCUGCUGCGCUUGAAAUUCCCCAAGGAAUUACAUGUCGUUUACUUAGGUGUGCUGCUCACUAUGGUGCUGGCGCUAUUCUCUGUUUUUCUGCUCUAUCGAAUACUGGACAUUGAGGCCAAAACGAGUGCAUACCGCUCGCCAAAUGAAUUCAAUUGGCGCGCCGGCACCGAUGACGAUAUAUUUGCGGAGGCUUUGCGUUGGCAAAAAGAGCUGCAAGCCAAAAGCACCGAAGAAGCUCAAGAUAUACUUACACACAAUUUAGAGCAGAUUGCCAAGGUGCGUCGCAGCCUAGAAACACUCUCAAUGUUAAUCCAUGACAGAAGCUCAGCUCAUGAACAGCGCGACGAAAGUGACUGAAUUUAUAUUUUUAAAUAAUUUUAAUUACAAUUUAACCGUAAAAGGAAAGGGUACAAGCCUUUCACACACAUACAAACAUACUACAUAGUUACACAAUACUUUUAAGCAGAUAAACUACGAUUAAAUUGAAGCAGUUAUACUUACUAUAAUGAAAUAAAUUCAAAAUAAGCACUACAUACAAACAUAAAAGAAGAAGAAGCAGCACUUGGAAACAUUAAGUGAAAAAGUUCGAAGAAAAUGCGGCAACGCAGCGCUCAAAAGCAGUUACAUACACAAAGAAUGAAUGAAAAAUGAAAAGUAAGUCCCUAAACAAACAUACAUACGUACACACAUAUGUGUUUAAGGCAAAUACCGUUGGAAAAAUUGCGAAGCAUGUAAAUGUAUGUAUUCCUUUUGAAAUGUGCAUUCUGUCAAUUUGACAUUUGUAGUUUUGAAUAUUUUCGCUAAUCACUUCUUUGCAUGUGGCUGUGCGCUCAAGUCAAUUUUUAUAUGGUUCCUAUUAACGGUUAAAGUAAUUUUUUGGUAUUGUAGUCAUGCUGAUGUGCCAAAGAUAUUUAGAAAUGAUAUCUGUACUGCAAAGAACCGCCAGUUGGGGAGCAAAAUUGUAUUUUCAGCAUUUUACACCUUUCAAAAGGAACUUAUAUUUACAUUUGUACAAUUUAAGCCACGACAAAAUGGAAAAAUGUGAAAAAUCGGCCAAAAUAACGCUUCAAUUGGUUACCUUCCGGCGGCCUAAUGUUGGGCAUCGAAACUAAAAAUUUAACUUAAAUAUUUUGCCGUACCCCAAAAAGCAAAAAAAAACUAAAUAAAAUAAUAAAAACUGUUGCGCUGCGCUAUUGUCUGCAAAUAAAUGAAAAAAAAUUAAGCAAGCAUUAACUGUAAACCGCAAAAAUAGUUUAUUAUUACUCAAGCGUUUAAAGCAACUAAGUGUUAAAGUAAAUUAUAUUGUAAAAAUAAGAACAAAAUCUAAAGCGCUGGCGACAAAAACGCAAAAAUAAGUCUUAUAUAUGUUGCAACAACAACAACAACAAAAGUAAAAUGGCAAACGCCGAAAAAAGCAACACUUUCAAUAACAAAACCAGAAGCUGGGACAUGGUGCAAUCUUGGAAACGCCUGUGGUCCGAUGCGCCGCCGCCGCCGCCGCCGCGGCUGUCGCAAUCCACGCGUUACACAAAAUUACUAAUUAUAGUCAAGUUUUCAUGCGCUAACUGGAUCAAAAAAUGUGAGAGUUUCGCGCAUGAGCAUUCAAUUCAAACUUCUUUCGGCGCCUUAACCCUCAUUUACCACACACACACACACGUGAAAAUAGAGAAAAGCUUAAAAUUUGUGAAAUCAUCGCAUGCCAUUUCCCCGCCCGUCUCCUCACACACACAACAUUCGCCUCUAAGCAUAUUUUUAAGCCACUCUCAAUUUGCUAUUUUCCGCCUGGCAAGCUUAGGCGCUUAUUCUUCUCUUUUUACACAAACAAAAACAAAAAGAACGAAAGAAAUGCAAGAAAAUCCCUAAAACUUAUUUCGGCAUGGAAGUUGAGAGCGAAAUAUUCCCCUGUGAUACAAAUAAACAUGCAUACAUGCAUACAUACAGACAUACAGACAUGUAUGUAUUGCAUAAUUUUAUUAAGUAAGAAAAUGAAAUUUGCGAUUUAAAGUAAAUCUUAAGUGUAGCUGAAAUAUUUUUACAUUUUUAAUUUAUUACAAAAUUAUGAAAUAAGUUUGCGAAUUUUGUUAGUAUUUCUGGUGAAAACGUCCCGUCAUAAACCAACGUUCGCAGUUAGGAAUUUAUUAGUUGUAAUUACAAAUAUUUCUGGCAAAUUGAAAGCCUAACGGCACCUAGACAACUAAGUAUACAUAUGUAUGUGCAUGUAUUAACGCAUUAUACAAUAUGCUGCAGACACUCUUUCCCUCUGCUUUGCGCUUUCCACUCUAAAAAACAAAAAUAUUCUUAAAUAAUGUGUAUUUAUUAUUGUUGUAAUUAAAUAUAAUUAAAUGUACUUGUGAACUAAAAUAAAAACAAAGUCAGCUACUUCGUGUAAUUUGCAUGUGUUAGUGCAGUGGAAAGCGGAAUAAUAGUUUUUAAGACGAAAUCCAAGUGGAGCGUUUUUGUAUGAUUAAAAGCAACAUAUUACAUAAUAAUUAGAAACAAGAAGAAGCAGCUGGUCCCCAUUCAAAUAUAAUACUUCCAUAAAAGUAAACCUAAAAGUGUGAAAGUAAACUUAAUCAAAAGAAAAGAGAAAAGGAGGUGAAUAUGAAUUUCUGUUUAAAAGAAAUUAAUAGAAUUUAAAAAUACUUCAAAAAUGUAAAAUUAAAAAAAAGAAAUAUUUAAAGAUUUUUGCUAACUUAAUUGGCUUCUAGAUUAGCUGAGUAAGAGAGCCUACAAAUAUGGCAGAGAAAUUGAAAUAAAAAGAAAAAAAAACUUUAAAAAUUAUUACAAAGAAUUCAAAAAUAUAAAUUAAACAAAAAUGAAACACAGAAAUACAUAAAAAUUAUAAACCGACCCAAAGGUUGAUAUGUGGAUCGUAUGUAGCAUACAAGAAAACAUUCAUAAAUAAUCUAAAACAGAA